AUGUCUACAUAUUUUCUUCGAAGAGCAACUUCAACAAGCGCCAUUUCUCGCCGCCGCUUAUUUUCGUUCAUAAAUUUUCGAAUCACUCAGCCUUACUCUACUGUACUGGGCACCUCCCCUCUGGCGACUACGUUACACUAUCUCGAUCCAUUGGAGAUUUAUAAGACCGAAAAGCCUUAUCACCUCAAUGUCCCGCCAUCCGCCUUAGCCCCUCACCAGAAGCAAUCAAAUGAGGUGUCCAAAGCUUAUGAGGGUAUUCUCAUUAAUGAUUUGCGGGGUCGAGAGUCCGAUUUCACACUAGACGCAAACGGAUUCCAAGUAUUUAGAGAUGAGAAGGAUCACGUAUCCUUAAACUCAGCUCUCAAAUAUGAAGAUUACGAGAACUCACCCGUUGUCAAAGACAAGUACAGAGAAGCUGUAAAAAGCUUUUUGGUUGAACGAUUAGGAGCGGGUAUAGUGAUCCCAUUUACACACGAGGUUAGACGUAGAAGCGAAGUAUUCCCACUUCUUCCUAGAGGAACCGGCAAAGCCCCACAACCAGUGCAAGGUGUGCAUGUGGGUGAGUGCUUCGGAUUCAACUCUCUUGUAGCUGCUAAGUCCUUAGACUUCACGCCACGUUGGGCGGCCGAGCGCGCGCGUAUGGUCCUUGGGGAAAGUCUAGCGCAUAUAACCUUAAACCGACGUUGGCAAGUUCUCAACAUCUGGAGGCCCUUGUUUGGGCCUUUGCAUGAUUGGCCUCUUGCGCUUUGCGACUGGAAGAGUAUCAACCCGAUACAUGACCUAGAGCCCAGCGACAACGUAUAUACCCAUUUAACCGCGGAGACAUACAAUGUUUACCAUAAUCCUAGUCAUCGAUGGUAUUAUAUCUCAAAUAUGGAACCUACCGAGACUUUCGUUUUUAAGAGCUUUGACUCAGACCAAUCUUACAAAGUGGCACGAGUAUGCCCUCACGCGGCCUUCUUCAACGCGAAUGCUCCAAAGGGUUGCCGGGCAAGGGAAAGUGUUGAAUGUUUGGUUCUAGUAGUUUACCCAGAAGGCAAAGGAGAAGUAGGCCACCAGUCGAACGAGUGGUUGCCGUGA
Hypoxylon trugodes is the source of this 1080-nucleotide messenger RNA. RefSeq lists its product as uncharacterized. The record is from RefSeq and is a predicted model, not a curated record. Bases 1 to 1080 code for a protein of 359 amino acids. NCBI's taxonomy places the organism in Eukaryota, Fungi, Ascomycota, Sordariomycetes, Xylariales, Hypoxylaceae. Gene Ontology annotation, molecular function: oxidoreductase activity. The transcript is spliced from 6 exons.